Caenorhabditis sp. 36 PRJEB53466 is the source of this 7600-nucleotide messenger RNA. NCBI's taxonomy places the organism in Eukaryota, Metazoa, Nematoda, Chromadorea, Rhabditida, Rhabditidae. The record is from the annotation of a GenBank genome assembly.
AUGGAUUUAUCCAGUGUGAAGGGCUUCGAUCAGACCACUGUACUCCUGAAUUCACAGACGAACACUUUGGCGAAGGUGAGUGAGCGUUAUAAUUUUUUUAACGGUUACUUUUGUAUUUUUACCAUCUUCUCCAGAUAAUUUCCGUCAUUUUAAGCGCUCGUGGAGGUCUGUGGCAUUUUUUAGAAAAAAGUUAUGAUUUUUUGAAAAAAAUGUAGGAGGCGAUGUCAUUUUUUAGUUCAAAAUACUCUCUUCAACUUGUAGCAUUUCAAAACAAAUAUAAAAAUUUUCCAGUCCGUGAUAUACUUCCUGCAAAAGUACGAUUGGACCCGAAUCGCGCUCGUUUCGCCGUCCACCACACUCAGCGCUUUCGACUCGCGCGUCAGAUCGGAUUUAUUGGGUUUGUCAAUUUUUCUCUGUGUAGGCUCGUAUUUUCGACGUAUUCUUCAUGUGAUGCCGGUCAUUUUAGGCCAAAGAUGGAGUCUGUAGCAUUUUUCUGAAAAAAGUUAUGAUUUUUUGAACUUUUUUUUUCUAACACAUUAUUCAAAAAUUGUUGUUUUUUUUCAGAUGCUCUGGCGGCCAACAAAAUCGAUAUUCUCGUUGAUUCUCGGCUCGAUCCAAUGAGCGAUUUUUCGCAAAAAGUGGAAGAAGACGCUCAAAAAGCGAGAAGUAAGCUUUUUUUUUACCUAAUUACUAGAAGUUUGACCAAUAAAUUCAAUAAAAAUAUUUUAAUGUUUCACAAUGAUCUGAAACAAAAAAUAAUUCAUCACCGCUCGUGUUUCUCUAGGUUUCAGUUGCAAAGUGUCAAUUCGGACCCGACUUUUUUGAGAUUUAAACUUCUUUUUUUUUCCAGUUUUCGUCAUCUGUGACUGGUCUUCGAACGCGAAUCUCCUAAGAAAUUACCUGUUCCGUCUGGGCGAGCUGAACAAAAUGCAAUCCGGCGAGUAUUUCGUCGUCGGAUUCGUCGCCUACGACGCCAAUUAUCAGUGGCUGGAGGCGAGCAGCGGGGACCAGCGAUUAUUGCAUUUGGGCGCCGCCGACAGUACGUUUUGAGCGCGGAAAUUGAUAAUAGUGGGGGGCAUAAGCUCAAUACAGAUUGACGGAUUUAUUAAAGGUGGUGUCCAACGUGACAUACAACAUAUUUUUAAAAUAAACUUCGAAGUGGGGCAUUCACUUUCCCGAAGUCCCGAAUUACGAAAAAAAUUCCCCGAUUUUAAAGAUUUUUUUCAAAAAAGUUAAUGGUACCGAGAGAAGUACACGGCGAAAUGGAAGAGCCGGCCUAGAUUUUUCUAGUCCCCGGAUGGAAUUCCCCUUUUUUUCGAUUUUUUUCUGUUUUCGUGCAAUUUUCUUAAAUUUUCAAGCGUUUUUUUUCACUGAGCACACAUAUUUGCAAUAUUUAAAAAAAUGUAUGAUUUUUUCUGUGCCGUGACGCCAAAAAAAUCGAUAAUCUGAAACUUUCAAAAUUCAGAAAUUCAGCCACUUUUUGUAAAACUCUAUUUAUUUUUCAGCGCGCAAACCGAAGAUUGAGCGAAAAACCCGGAAAAACAACAAAAAAAAGUUUCAGAUUAUCGAUUUUUUUGGCGUCACGGCACAGAUAAAAUUAUAAAUUUUUUUUAAAAAUAUUGCAAAUAAGUGUGUUCAGUGGAAAAACGAUUGAAAAUUUAAGAAAAUUGCAUGAAAACGGAAAAAAUUCGGAAGAAAAGGGAAUUCCAUCCGGGGACUAGACAAAUCUAGGCCGGCUCUUAAAUUUCGCCGUGUACUUCUCUCGGUACCAUUAACUUUUUUGAAAAAAAUCUUAAAAAUCGGGGAAUUUUUUUUGUAAUUCGGGACUUUGGGAAAGUGAAUGCCCCACUUCGAAGUUUAUUUUAAAAAUAUGUUGUAUGUCACGUUGGACACCACCUUUAAGGGGCUCGGAGAGUGAUUUCCUCGUCUCAGGACGUCUAAUAGCUUCAAAUUUGCAGUAAAUGACUAUAAUCUGACUGAAAACGACCUUCAUGCCGUCUACAAAAACGUGGUGAUUCUAUCGAACGGUCCUCCGCCCGCAGAGGCGAAUAGCACGUGGGCGGAGGUGAAAACGCAAGUGUUGGAGGCAAAUACGAGGAAAAUUUGUCCGCCGUACUGUAAUUCGACCGUUUCCGAGGUGAGUUCGGAUAUUGUAGAGUUCUCUCAUGAAUUCUCGACGUCUAGUGGAGCAAUUUUGUAGUUGACAGUGUAGUUUAAAGUGCUCUCACUUUGAGGAGCUACAGUACUCCAACCGCGUGGUCCUAGAGAAAAAUACAGUACUAGAUGUCAAGUUUUCACACAAAAAAGGCGAGACCCAAAGUACGUCUCGGAACUCUACAAUAUCCGUUCAAAUUUGAACCUGAAAAAGCGGAUUUUCACAUGAUUUUGAAGCAGUUUUUUCGGUUUUUUUGAUAUAUUAUCGUUUUCCAGAAAAUCUCUCCGCGUUGGGAUCGAAUAAAACUGCUCUUCGACGCGAUCCAGUAUUUGGCCGAUUCGGUGAACGACGCGUUGAACAUCGGCGCGAAUAUUUACGAUUCUUCGGUGUUUUUCGAAUAUUUGAUAAGUCGACAAAUUGAAAGUGAGUCUAUGAUAUCACGGAGACAAAAUUUGCAGAAAAAAAACCGCGUGGUUGAACUGAUUGAAGCCGAAAAAGUGGAGCAUUUUAGGACAUUGUGAAACAAAUUUUUUUAAAAAUUUUUUUAAAAAAAUUUUUUUAUAAUUUUUUUAAACGCUAUUUCCAUUGUUUAUCCAUGUUCUCCAGAUAAUUUCCGUUAUUUUAAGCGUCGGUGGGGGUCUGUAGAAUUUUUUCGAAAAAAGUUAUGAUUUUUUGAAAAAAAUUAAAAUUUGCAGGCAUCACAGGAGUGACCGAGUACGUGGACGGGUUCGGGGCGAUCGGUGGUUCCAUGCAAGUCUAUUACCACUUUUCAAGCUCCGCCCACAACGCCUACGCACUUUUUGCGUGCGCCCGCCUUCAGCAAAUUAGUCUGUUGAACGAGAAUUGGACAAUAUUCGAUUAUACAGAGGAGGGACUAUCGAUUGAUUUUGUGAACGGAAGCGCUCCGAAGGACACGCCCACGUGCGGGUUUUACGGAGAAAAGUGCGGACCGCCCGCAAACAACACUUUUAUCAUUGUGAUAUCGGUCGGCGUGGCGGUCCUCAUCGGAUUGGCAAUCGCCGCCGCGUUUCUCUACAAGUUAGUUGGUCAUCGGUAGAUUUUCAGCAUUCGACAAUUUCAGACGGUACCGAUACGAACGAAAACUCCAUUCGCUGUUCUUUUUGAUCGAGAGAAAUCAGAUAAUUCUAAAAAAGCACACGAAUUUGAUGAGCACUCAAAGUUUGCGAAGUAUGGCCAGCAUUCAUGGAUCUUUUGUUGCGGCGGUAAGCGAUUUUGGGUUCUUGACAUCUAGUUGAGCAUUUUUUGUCUUGACACUUUUUCUCUACGCCCAUCCGUUGGCCUACUGUAGCUCGGCAAAGUUAGAGCUGUCUGUUGAAGCUUCAAAUAGCUACAGUAAGCCAGGGAGUGGGUGUAGGAGAAAAGUGUCAACUAGAAAAAUGUACCGCUUGUUGAGUACUAGAAUUUUGUAGUUGACACUUUUUCUCUACGCCCAUCCGUUGGCCUACUGCACCUCUUUCAAGUUUGUGAACGCUUUUAGGUACAAAAAAAUUCGACUUUUGUAACAGCGAUUAAAUGCAAUCAAGGCAAUGUCCUACUCAAUUGACCAGUUGAAUAAGAAACACUUAAAUUAGCAACAAAAUCGAUUUUUCAAUGAUUUUCCGCUUCCGAACGUGUCGCCGCUCGCCAGGAUCCUCUCCACCGGCCCCUACAACUCUACAAUAUCGAUUUUAAAUAUAUUAUAUUGUAAAACCGACAUUUUUGCAGUCGCAAACCCUCCGCGACUCGCACUUCUUCAUCGAAGACUACAAUAACAUGCCGGCGUCGAGUUCCUCCCAAAUAUCAUCGCUUUUCGCCGACGGAUCCGCAUCGACAGCCCGUGCGACUGGUCCGUUCGGCACCGCUUUUGGAGGCGCUUCGGAAGACGAAAAAUGGAGUGCGUUGACGGAUUUCGGCGUCGGACUGUUCGAAGGACGGACGAUCGCGUUGAAACGAAUCUACAAGACGGAUGUGGAGUUGAGCAGAGAUGUUCGCAUGGAAAUCGCCAAGGUUAGCGGUUUUUGCCAUCAAAAAACGAGUCUUAGGGCUCAUUUUAGGCCGAAAACGUAAAAGUUCGGUAGAGCGCACUUGCGAUUCUCUUGAAUUUCAGCUCCAAGAGUCGUCCAACUCGAAUAUUAUCAGUUUCGUGGGAAUGGUCGUUCAAUCGCCCAACGUUUUUGUGGUCUACGAACUGGCGCAAAGAGGAUCGCUGAAGGACAUUCUGGAUAAUGACGACAUGCCGUUGGACGACGUUUUCAGGAAUCAAAUGACCAAGGACAUCAUUGCGGUUCGGUUUUUUUGUUGUAAAAUGCGUUUUUAUUGACUCGAACUUCCAGGGACUCGAAUACCUGCACUCGUCGCCGGUCGGCUGUCACGGCCGUCUAAAAUCGACAAACUGUCUAAUAGACGGUCGCUGGAUGGUGCGACUCUCCUCGUUCGGGCUCCGCGAGCUGCGAUGCGACGAGAACGAAUUGGAGCGCGAAAACGAUGUGCAGGAGGGGAAAAGUCAAUUGUGGACGGCGCCGGAACUGCUCCGAUGGACCCAAGGCUCACUGGCGCAGUGCCCGGUCAUUCUCGUCCAGAAGGCCGACGUUUAUUCGCUGGCAAUUGUGCUCUACGAGCUGUUCGGACGUCUCGGACCAUGGGGAGAUGAGCCGAUGGAACCGCGGGGUGAGGGGCUUUAUGGAUGCUAUUAAACUAUUAUAAACUUCCAGAAAUUGUGUCAAUCGUAAAAGCCGGCUCGUUUUCCCGCGAGAAAAAGGCGUUCCGUCCCGAUUUGGCCGUACUCAAAGAUUCGCCGCAAAUUGUCCGAGAUACAGUAUCGGCCGCCUGGACCGAGGAUCCGUUGGAUCGUCCGAGUUUGUUCCAGAUCAAACGGAAACUUCGUCCACUUACCACUGGAUUGUGAGCCUUUGAAUCGUUAAACUUUGAAUCGAUAUUGUAGAGUUUUGAGAAGUCGCGGCGUUCUGGAAAAGUUUUUACGUAUUCUUGACAUCACGAAGAUCAUUUUUUGUGUUGACACUUUUUCUCGACGCCCACGCGCUAGAGUACUGUAGCUCGGCAAAGUUAGAGCACCGAGAAGCUGUCAGCUGAAACUUCAAAUAGCUACAGUAAUCCAGGGAGUAGGCGUAGAAGAAAGUUGUCAACUACAAAAAUGUGCGUCUCGAUGAGUACUGUAUUUUUGUAGUUGACCGUUUUUCUCUACGUCCACGCGUUGGGUUACUGUAGCCUUUGCAAGUUUUCACGAGCCUCGGGGUCCCCUGACUUUUUAAAGAGCUACAGUACCCCAACGCGUGGGCUUUGAGAAAAAGUGUCAACUGAAAAGUUGUGGUACUAGAUGUCAAUAUUUCAAUUAAACAUUCCCAGCACUCAGGAAUCCAAUGUUUCAUUCAGAAAACGCACAAUAAUGGACAAUAUGGUGUCGAUGAUCGAAAAGUACACGGACAAACUGGAAAGGGACAUUGCCGAGCGAAAUGAGGAACUUGAACGAGAAAAAGAGAAAUCCGAAAUGCUGCUGAAGAUGAUGCUUCCAGAGUUUGACCGAAAAUCGCUUUUCAUCAAUUCCGAAAUGAACCGUUCAGAGUCGUGGCUGAAAGUCUCAAAAAGGGCUCAAAUGUGUCGGCCGAGAGUUUCGAAAACGUCACCGUCUUCUUUUCCGAUUGUCCCGGAUUCGUGGAGAUGUCGGCGAGCAGCAAGCCGAUCGACGUGAGCGCCCGAAUCCGUUCCGCCACGUUUCGUGCAUUUUUUCUUUGCAGAUUGUCCAAUUCCUCAACGAUUUGUACACGUGCUUCGACCGCAUCAUCGAUCAAUUCGACGUGUACAAAGUGGAAACGAUCGCCGACGCGUACAUGGUCGCGUCGGGAAUUCCGGUGCCCAACGGAAACCAUCAUGCCGGAGAGAUCGCCUCGCUCGGAUUGGCCCUGUUGAAGGCUGUCGAGGUGGGCCCGCCCGAUGAUUUGGAGCAGAGAUGUUGGGAAUUCCGUGUUCCGUGUUCCGUGUUCCGCGUUUUUUUGCAAUAUUUUUUCCGUGUUCCGUGUUCCGUAAAAAAAAAAUUUCCGUGUUCCGUAAAAAAAAAAUUUCCGUGUUCCGUGUUCCGUGUUCCGUAGAAAUAAGUUUUUUUUCCGUUUUCCGUGUUCCGUGUUCCGUAUAAACUAUAUUUUCCGCGGAAAAAUUCGAUCACAAGUGGAUUCCAUUUUCAGUCGUUUUUUACUGUAGUUGUUUACUGUUGUGUUGUUGGUUUUGUUAUUUUUUUAUGAAAUUUUCAGUAAAAACUUUCACAUGAGUCAAACAGCUGCCUUGUCAGUCAGAUAAUCGAAUUAAACAAAACAUUAUUUUUUUAAAAAAAUCACUGGAAUUCUCUUGAAAAACGCUUUUUUUCCGUGUUCCGUAAAAAUUUCCGUGUUCCGUGUUCCGUAAAAAAAAAUUUCCGUGUUCCGUGUUCCGUAAAAAAAAAAUUUCCGUGUUCCGUGUUCCGUAGAGUAAAAUUUUUAUUCCCAACAUCUCUGCUUUGGAGCAUUUUGAGCCAAAGAUCGAGUCUGUGGCAUCGUUUUGAGAGUAGCUAUUGUAGACGUUCAAAAUCCGUCACUUGCCCACUGAAAAAGUGCGCCUGCGAAUCGGAAUGAACACCGGAUCUUGUGUGGCUGGAGUCGUUGGAUUAAAGGUAAAAUAUUGCAAGUUCACAAAAAAAGGUACAACAUUUCAGAUGCCACGAUAUUGUCUGUUUGGAGACACUGUCAACACGGCCAGUCGAAUGGAAAGCAACGGAAUUCGUGAGCUCUUUGAGUAGAUAUUGUAGAGUUUUGAGACGUGUCUUUUGACAUCUAGUACUGUCCUUUUUCAGUUGAAACUUUUGUUCUACGCCUACGCGUCGGAGUACUGUAGCUCGGCAAAGUUAGGGCAACUUUCGAGAGCUACAGUAAUCCAGCGAGUGGGUGUAGAGAAAAAGUGUAAAAGACAAAAAUGUAGUACUUGACAUGGACAACAUUUUUGUAGUUGACCGUUUUCUUCUACACCCACGCACAAAAAUAGAAGAGCUCUUUGAAGUUUUUACAAGCUUCAAGGUGCCACCUAACUUUGCCGAGCUACAGUAGCCCAACGAGUGGACGUACAAAAAAGGUGUCAAGUGCAAAAAUGUAGUACUAGACAUGAACUUUUCAUUGAAAAACUUUUCUGACCUGUAGGACCACGUAGAACUCUACAAUACUCGUUUUUUUUCCAGCGCUCCGCAUCAACUGCUCGGAAUCGUCGAAAAUCGCGCUCGACGAGCUCGGCGGCUACGUGACAGAAGAGCGUGGCCUCGUGGAAAUGAAGGGAAAAGGAAAGCAGAUGACUUAUUUCGUCCGUUCGGAAGAUUCGGCGUCGAGAAGAGACCGAAUUCUGAGGGAACGUGUCAAGUUUGCCAGUUUGAAGAGGGCCCGAGUGCAGGAGAAGGUGUUUGAAUUUGUUUAA